Molecule: messenger RNA, 2701 nt
Organism: Serinus canaria (Common canary)
Lineage: Eukaryota; Metazoa; Chordata; Aves; Passeriformes; Fringillidae
Gene: SPAG16
Product: sperm associated antigen 16
Exons: 17
Coding region: 1-1854 (617 amino acids)
Biological process (GO): axoneme assembly
Cellular component (GO): axonemal central apparatus
Molecular function (GO): protein binding
Source: RefSeq, a predicted model, not a curated record
AUGGCGGAGGAGGCGAAGGUCUCCGAGGCGGCCUACAGCCUGCAGAAUGACGCCAAAGAUGAUUAUCAGUAUGAAGAGGUUUCAGCAGAUGAUGACUUCAGUCUUCCUGAAGAUGAUGAGGAUCUGUCCAAAGCUUUGCAGACUAUUGAAGAGCAGACUGAAGAUGCCAAACUUAUGGAAUUUCUGUCAGUUCUGAAUUCUGAGAAAUUGAUGUCAGACAUACCUCAAGCAAUGGAUGACUUCUUCUGCAAUUUCCUGGUCAGAAUGGGAAUGUCUAGAACCCUUGACUGCUUCCAGAAUGAAUGGUAUGAGCUGAUAGAGAGAGGUGAGUUAAGAGCUGAUGAGGCUGGGCUGGUUCCUGACGUUUACACUCGCAAUGAGCAACUCGAGACUGAGAAUCUGAGCCUGAAGAAAGAUCUGGAAAACUACAGACACAGUGUCAACAAAGUAGAAGAGGCUCUCCUAAAAAUGGAGAAAGAACGAGACUUCCAUCGAAUGCAUCACAAGCGAGUGCUCCAGGAGAAAAACAGGCUGGCUUGUGACUUGAAAAGGCUGAAGGCACAUUAUGCAUCCUAUGAACCAAUGCUGAAGCAGAUGUCAGAAAAAUACCAGAAUUCCCUGACACAGAAAAUGUUAACCAGUUUGGAGAGGGACAAAGCAAUGGGGAAGGUUACAGGUUUGCAGGCUGCGUUAGAAAGUUUGGAGUAUGGAUAUGCUAAGCAGAGCUCUGAGGCAAAAGUGGGCUGUGAGUGUACAGAGAAGAAAGAGUUUGAAGGUCCCACCCAGAAAGCUCUUCGGGAAGCCAGGCAGAAAAAAUUCCUGGUUGUUGCAAGCUCUCCCUGUGAUCCAGAUGAAGAGGCAGAGAAGAAGAUGAGCAAGAGAGAUCUGAAGGAUUCAGAGUUCCCUGUUGAUCCUGAAGGAACCCUAUCCUUUGAGCAUGCUAAAGAACACACUCAGCCCCUGAAAUCUGGGCAGUAUCAGCUGAGCAGCAUUCUGAAGGUGCACGACCUUGCAGUGAGCUGCUUGGCCUUACACCCCCGGAAAAACAUCGUUCUCACCGGUGGUGAUGACUGCCUCUGGAAGACGUGGGGCUUCCCCGAUGGGAACAUCCUCCUGACAGGGGAGGGACACACAGACUGGCUCUCAGGCUGCUGCUUCAGGCCCAGUGGCACCCAGCUGGUGACAUCGAGCGGUGACACCACGGUGCGGCUCUGGGACCUGUCGAGGAGCGGCUGCAUCCUGACCCUGCGGGGCCAUUCCCGUGCCGUGCUGGGCUGCUGCUGGCACUCCUGCGGGGACUUCGUGGCCUCUGCCUCCGCCGACGGCACCAGCAAAAUCUGGGAUGUCAACAGUGAGAGGUGCAGAUACACCCUGCGUGGCCACAAGGACUCAGUCAACAGCAUCGAGUUCCUGCCCUGCUCCAGCACCGCUGUCACCAGCUCUGCUGACAAGACCUUGUGUCUCUGGGAUGUCAGAAAGGGUCUCCGUGUUUACACAUUCCAGGGUCACAUGCAUUCCUGUAAUCAUGCUACAUUCAACAGGAAGGGGGACACCAUUGCUUCCUGUGACUCCUCGGGCCUGCUGAAGCUCUGGGACAUGCGGAGGCUGCUCCCUAUUCUCUCCAUCGAUGCAGGUCCCCACCCUGCCAACCAGGUGGCCUUUCAUCGCUCUGGUGACCUGGUGGCUCUGGCCAGCAGCGAGGGCUCCGUGAAGGUGCUGUCCCUGGCCGUGGGCCAGCUCUCCGUCCUGCGCGGCCCCGGGGUCGAGGUGCGCUGCGUGCGCUUCCACAGCCAGGAUUCCCUGCUGUCCGCGGGUGCCGAUGGCAGGGUUUGCCUCUGGAGCUGGGCACAGUGACACAGUGACACACGCGGCCCUCAUCGCCUUCCACGAGAGCGGUCUGACAGCAGCACUGCGGGCUUAUAGCUUCUUAGCUUGUCUUUGCACUAGUCGGGGAAUGUUCGCCCAAACGGAGCAUUAUUUGGCAUUUUAUCCAAAUAAAGCCCUCUAGUUCUCCCUCUUCCUGCUGUCACCGCGUUUUCCCCAACACCAAGAAUAUCUCUUUUGGUGGUUUCUGGAGAAACAGCUUUACAAUGACGCCUAAUGCCGGCGCAGCCGAAUUGCAAGGAGACUGAUUUUUAAUGUAGCGCAGCGCGAGCCACAGGAGCCGGGGCGCCCCUUCCCCGGCGCAGCCGCCUGUGGGAAGAUGAGGCGAAGUUUCCACAAUGCGGCCAUGGGGGAUGUUUUCCCGGACACCGCCGGGGCAGCAGAGAUGAGGCAGAGCUGGAGAGAACAGAGGGGCUGAGAGACCCCCCAAGCCACGGAUCCGAGGGCAGCCGGGCUGAGGGGAGCCCCAGCCGGUGGAUCUGAGGGGGCUGCGGGGCCGAGAGGAGCUGGGCUGAGGGGAACCGGACUGAAGGGAGCUCCAGCCGGUGCAUCUGAGGGGAACCGGACUGAGAGGAGCUCCAGCCGGUGCAUCUCAGGGAGCUCCAGAAUGUGGAUCUUGGGGGAACUGGGCUGAAGAGAGCCGGGCUGACAGGAGGUCCAGCCGGCGGAUCUGACCGGAGCCGGUGGAUCUGAAGGGGACCGGCAGGUCUGGGCAGAGCCGUCGCCCCAGCCGGCGGCAGGCGGAGCAGCGGCCGGGGCGGAGGCGCCCCGCCCCUGCCUUAUUUUUUUUUUUGUUUUACCCCCCCGGCUUUUCUCU